AUGAUCCAACUGAAUCCAAGUGAAUAUAAAUGUUUUGAUCAUCGGUACAAGAUUCGGAUGAUCUCGCGCGAACCAUUGAUUAUCUAUAUUGAAAAAUUUCUCGUUCCGUAUGAAAUUCGACAUUUGAUCGAAUUAGCAGCGCCGCAUUUCGCUCCAUCAUUAACGCACGAUGACGAUAAGGCAAAACUUGUUAGAAGUGACUAUCGGACAUCGUGGACAGCAUAUAUUGACCGUCAGGAAACACCUAUCGUCAAAUGUAUCGAAGAUCGAUUUGCUCGAUUUCAAGGAAAUGUUGACUCUGGAUAUCUGGAAACAUUACAAGUUGUAAGAUACGCAGCUGAUCAGGAGUAUAAACCUCAUUUUGAUUGGUUCCCUGAAGAAGAGAUAGUCAAGCAUGGGAGUCAAAGAAUAACAACAUUUUUUACAUAUCUGUAUUCAAACUGUUCAGAAGGCGAAACGGAGUUUGUUAAUAUCAUCUUUAAUCGAUCGAUACAUAGAAAAUUUUGUGAUAUUCUGGUAUGCGAUGAAACUUCCAACGAAACUGGCAUUCGAUUCCGUCCCAUUUCUGGAAAUAGUGUUUUUUGGUACAAUAUUGAUAAACAGGGUCAAGUAGAUUACUAUACGCAUCAUGCCGGUCGACCACCAAAAGCCGACGGACUGAAAAUAGGAUUGAAUACCUGGACACGUUCCAAAUACGUACCGACGAAAUUGAGGAAAGAUGUUGACAUUCCAAAGUUCGAACCUGUCACAUGA
Adineta ricciae is the source of this 753-nucleotide messenger RNA. The record is from the annotation of a GenBank genome assembly. Lineage: Eukaryota; Metazoa; Rotifera; Eurotatoria; Adinetida; Adinetidae.